AACGAUUUGGAAAUGACGUAUAGGUUUUGAAGUGAAACACAUCAGAGUCUACUGUUAGAGAACAGAGGGUAAUACGUUAUCAUUCGGACAUUACACAUGCAUUGUGAACUUCAGGUGUUUUUUCAGAAUGUGUCUAGAAUAUAUAAAAGCAUUUAAACAUUAUGUUCUCUGGAGUUAUAUUGUUACAGCGAUUGGUUUAGGAAGUUUUCAGUUGGCAUCGAUUUCUGCACAAGAAGCGAGCCAUGUAACCACCGAUGACGUCGAUCGUCUACUUCCGCAAAAUGAUACUGUUACGAUACCAGGUGAAUUUACUACUACGCUAGUUGAUAAUUAUACGAUACCAGGUGAUACAAUUAUUACACCAAAUGAUAAAGCUACGAUAAUAGAGGUGGCAGCUACGACACCAGGUGAUACAUAUACGAUGCCAGUUGAUAUAUCUACGAUGCCAGUUGACACAUCUACGAUACCAGGUAAUACAUCUACGAUUCCAGCUGAUACACUAUUGAUACCAAAUGAUACAACCACGGCACUGGGUGACAUAUCUACGAUUCCAGACAAUGCAACUACGAUACUAAAUGAUAAAACAGAACCCAAAUCACAUGAUCAGACCAAGGCGAAUAUUACAAGUUCCAAAAUUAGUCCGGAUAUCGAAAAUGAAAGAUAUGGAACCACGACCAAACCCUACUCUGCUCUAACAAAAACUACUUCGGUGUAUGUUUCAGAUAGUUUCACUUUAGGAUCGACAAAUGAGUAUCAAGCGCCAAUUUCAGAUGCUGCAUUGUGUUUUUUUAAAUGGACACACACAUCAAAUACCUGCAAUUGUAAUAGUGUAGGAAUACUAUCAGUACCGAGUAAUAUACCAACAAAUACAACGCAUCUGUUCCUAGAAAAUAACAGCAUCCAAUAUCUUAAAGACUUCACGUUUAGAGGUUUGAGAAGACUAGAGGUAUUAAGUUUGAACAACAACCCGGGACUGGAGUAUAUUGAAAACAAUGCGUUUGAAGGAAUUUAUUCUCUCACGGAGUUGUAUCUUUCUAACAUCGGCUUGACAAAUGUCGGAAACUUUCUAAGUGGAAAGGGAGAGGAUCUCAUCCAGCUAGAGAUAGUUGAUAUGUCGCACAACAAAAUAAACAAGAUCCAAAAAUACGCCUUCCACGAAAUGGUAGCUAUAAAUUUUUUAGACCUAAGCUAUAAUGAUAUUGAGGCAUUGUCCAUUUAUUUUAACUUCGUUGGUCUGUCUGGACUUGUUCGUUUGAACAUGGCGCAUAAUCCGAGACUGCAUGAAAUAGGGGGAAGGUCAUUGGUUGGAAUGUCGGCCAUAAGACAUCUUGACUUUAGUUUUUCUAAUUUGACCCAGCUCGUUGAUGAAGAACUCUGGGGUCUUAAAUCUUUGGAGUAUUUAGACUUAAGUUAUACCCCAAUGAGAUUGUUAACAAAUCGAGCUCUCUCAUGGUUAACAAGAAUUAAGGUUAUUGAUCUAUCUCACUCUAAAAUCAGGAGUAUAAAAGAAACAUUCAAGGGGCUAAAUAUCAAUUCCAUUGACCUCAGCAACAAUUUACUACGCCUUAUCCAUAACGAUGCUUUCAAAGAAUGUCCUCAUCUUACUUCCAUAUCCCUCCGCGGUAACACACUUGGGACUUUCCCCAGAGCUCUCUGUCAGGUGAAGAACAUUGAAGAACUCGAUCUAUCCUCAAAUGUCAUACGAACUAUGGGUGCUGAUGACGUCCUUUGCAUCAUGGAAAUACGCCUGUUCAACGGUGAGGGGAAUCCAUUCACAUGUAACAAAGAUAUAGUUGAGUUUGCGAUACACAUGCAUGCAUCUGGUUCUAGAAACGGCUGGCCGGAGGAAUAUAAAUGCUACGAGCCCUACAGAUGGCGGAAUAAAACCAUUGAGAAUUAUGUCAACACCAUUUGGGAAAUACUAACGACCACUCGUGCAACAAUUCCAACAACCAACUCGCCUACAAAGCAUGUACCUAAUAACAUUAGAAAUACACAUAUUCCUCGUGAUGAAAACGAUAAAGCGACUGAUCAAUCUAAAGAGUUCGGUACGACGAACCUAAUAAUAACUUCAGUGGUGGUAGUACUAGUAUUGUUAGUAUUUGUUGUGACGCUCACUCUAGUGUGUGUCAUGAAGAGACUCAACCGAUACGCACCAACUGACAACAAUGAUCCAAACAGUGAAUACAACAAUACAACAUGUGAUGAAGAACUUGGCACUGUCAAGUCUGGGGAAUUGAAUUUGAAUGAAAUGGGAACAAGGACACAUUCACAAGAUCAAAAAGUAAACAACCAUAUUGGAAUUACAAAGGGAAUCGAAGUCUAUCAUAAGAUUGAAGACAGUAAAAAGAAAAGACACAGUAGCAAGAACAAGAUUCGUUAUAAAUCUCCACAAAGAAAACAUAAAAUGCGAAAAGAGAAAACAUUGAUCAAAAGGUCGACCAAUGAGGAUCCUCCUAAAGAUAGCAUGAAACCAUAUGAACACAGACAUAAAACACACGUUUACGUUGUAACAUCCCCAAAUAUACAAACCCAGAUAUAA
This is a messenger RNA of Owenia fusiformis, 2542 nucleotides long. The record is from the annotation of a GenBank genome assembly. Lineage: Eukaryota; Metazoa; Annelida; Polychaeta; Sabellida; Oweniidae.